AUGAACCUACAGCCGCGCGCGCAGCUCAGGCGUGAUCUGCCGACUACUGGCGACACUCAUCAUGGUUCCUAUGCAGAUUUGCAGAGAAGGAGUGGCGAUGGCAUAGCUGGUGGAAUCCGUUUCUUUCAACGCCCCUCCAAGAACAAACCGUUCCCACCAUCUUGGGCUCUCAAACUCGGCGUAGUUUUCAGCUCGUUGGCGGUAGCGUACGUUCUGCUGCUUUGUUUUCGUUCUAUAGAGGCUGGGCUUCAGCAGGUUUCAUCUACUCGAUCCCUUGCAGCUGGUGGAUAUGGAUCAUGUCGCUUAAGCUUCGUACCUGGGGAUGAAGAUGAAGAUUACUGGGAGACGGGGGGUUGGACACAACGUUUGGUGCAGUCACUCACGCAGGAACAGCGAAUAUCACUGCCUCAACAGGCUUUGCAAUAUCAAGGGAAUGUCGCACUACCGCGCGCCGAAGGGCACGUUGCCGGUGCAGUGGUACAGGGGACUUCUGGAAACGUUUCCCGCCGUGGCCCUUCCACAGGAAGUUUCGAGACGCAUGACUUGCACUUGUGGGUGCGUUGGAACAUGCCUUCAGACGACAGGAAAUAUCUUUUUCGCAUUUUAAGGCAAAUGUUAGAUGUGACGAAAGUAUGUGAGUCAAUAUUGCCAAUCUUAACGCGCAAACAACGCCUGCAGUUGGCAUUCCAGGUGGUGAGGUUAGUCGCCUUGGAAUUAGGAUCAUUUUCAUUGGUUAAAAGGGAUGUAGAGCCUAUGAGAGUAGCCGUAGGCGAUUGUCUCAUCCAGUUGGCGCUGCAGUCGCUUGAACGCAGUGGGGACGACAAAGGCAGUGAAGGCGAUCGCAGUUUGCUUCGGGAACUGAUUCGCUUGGUCAAUGAGAUAAAGCAGCCAUGGUAUGUGAAGCAGGAAAAGCCCCCUGAUAAGUACAAAAAGAAGAUGAUAAGCAUAAUGGCAACUGCUGACGUGAUAUUGAAGAAUUGCAUGAGCGUUCUGCAGGGGCUACGGGUGUUUCACGAAGAUUCGUCGCAAAAGAAGUUGCCUCCCGAAGUAGUAGUGCAGCAGCUAGAAGUUAUAAAGGCGCUCUAUCAUGUUCACGCUAACUAUGUUGCAAGGGACGGUUCACUUCGAGCACACAUGCUGGAGUGUCAGAAACGUACACGCGUGUAUGCACUUUUCCGUCACGAACACUACGAGCUGUCCAGAGGGAGGAUUGUUCCAGUCAAAGAGUUAUACCACCAGGUAGAUGAGGCUGUUAGGGCCGCUGGGGGACUUCUACAGCCUGAACAAGCAAGCGCAUGGGAGCAUGAGCAUGGCAGUGCUGGCGGCACAACAGAAGGGCAGACUGCAGAGAAAAAUAGUGAACCUGAGCAGCUAAGUGAGCCGCCGAGUCAUGAACCGACACAAGGAGCAUUAUCUCAAGCAAUUAAAUCUUCAUUAGAGUCCAGAACUUUGGCGGCGAGUAGAGAAGUGGAGGCGGAGAGCUCGCUGCAAGAUAAAGCUCCAUCAUCGUUGACUGGCUGGUUGCCUGAACAAGGUGCAAGUUCUGGGCCAGCUCUGAAGCCUCCCUCCACAAGCACGUCUGCCGGGAAGGAUGUUGAGCAGUCAUCAUCGUUCGUUUUGACGAAAUCUUCGCAGUCACCGGUUGUUCUUUCAGUGUCUCGAUCGAAAGCAGCAGAACAGGGAGUUUUAGUUGGACGCCUAGAUUCUUGCGGGUUGGAUACUUUAUCGCGAAAACCUACUUAUCCAUCAGCUACGCAGAAUUCUGGAUGCGCCAAUCAUGCCAGUUCAUCAGGGCAAUACAGUUUUGCCGAACACAGUUCUAGCUCGCAUAUGGUGCACUCUACUGCCGUCCAUACGACGCGCGCAGCUGUGCCGUAUGACUGUUUGGAGUCGCGUGUAUCCAUUAAGGAAAAAAUUUACAACUGGAUGCAGACACCUGCAGCUCUUGAAGAGAGGGAUCGCAGGUGGUUUCAAACACCAGUAACUUCCACAGUAGAGGAAUACACGAGGCAGCAGAGAACUGCACCCCUUGAUCAUACCUGGCUACAGGGAAUUGCGCCUGUUCAACAAGAGGAUUACAGUGUGCAUGGCACCGCUGUACCUGUUCAGCAAGAAAAGUGGCGUUGGCUGCCGACACUUUCACGUGUUCAAGAACAGGAUUACAGUGGUUUGCAGACAACUGCUCCUCUUCAAGUAAAGGACCACAAUGGGUUGCAAACAACUGCAAUAGCUAAACAAAGGGAUUACGUGCGGGCGCAGACAACUGCACCUGCCCAAGAAGAGGAUUACGCCUGGCAGCAGACAAGUGCGUUCUUUAAAGAGGACUACAGGUGGCAGCAGGCACCUGCACCUCUUCAAAAAGGGGAUGACAAGCAGGCACAGAGAACUGCACCUCUUCCAAAAGAGGGUUACAAGGGGCUGCAGAGAAUUGCACCUCCAGAAAGGGGAAAAGUGUUGCAACACACAGCUCCAUGUCAGUUGGACGUUUGUAGAGGGCAGCAGACAACCGCACUUUUUGAGAAGCUGCAGCAGAGGUGGCUGCGGGCACCUGCGCCUCUUCAACAGUACAGGGGGUCGCAGACAACUGCACCUCCUCAAGAAGGGAAUUGGCAGCAGAAAAUUACACUUCCCGGAGAAGAGAAAAACAGGUGGCCGCAGACACGUGCAUCUCUUCAGGACUAUUUUUACGGCGGGUCGCAGCCACCUGUGGCUGAGAAAGAACAGGAUAACAGGGGUCUGCCGACGCGUGCACAUCUUCAAGAAAAGAAUACCAGCGGGCUACAAGCAGGCACACCUUUUCUGGAAGGGGGUAACGGGCGGCCGCAAGCACCUGCACCUCUUCAAAGUGCGUUUUAUAGUCUUUUCAGCGGUGGAGGUAUACCUCCCUGGUCGCCUUUUUCACAGGCUCCAGCAGACUCUCUAAACCGAAGCGCCGCUAGAAACUCUGAGUGGUUUGUCACUGGGACCUUUGGCCAAGAUGAGGCACGGGGUAGCCAUCCGCGUAAGCAUACUAAAAGUAGCCGCCAAUGA
Molecule: messenger RNA, 3030 nt
Organism: Eimeria tenella
Lineage: Eukaryota; Apicomplexa; Conoidasida; Eucoccidiorida; Eimeriidae
Exons: 1
Coding region: 1-3030 (1009 amino acids)
Source: RefSeq, a predicted model, not a curated record